Molecule: messenger RNA, 3223 nt
Organism: Exaiptasia diaphana
Lineage: Eukaryota; Metazoa; Cnidaria; Anthozoa; Actiniaria; Aiptasiidae
Product: neuropeptide FF receptor 2
Exons: 3
Coding region: 1436-2512 (358 amino acids)
Biological process (GO): G protein-coupled receptor signaling pathway
Cellular component (GO): membrane
Molecular function (GO): G protein-coupled receptor activity
Source: RefSeq, a predicted model, not a curated record
AUAUAUUUCAUUAUGUAGUAUAAAAAUAUAAAAAAAUGUACGGUCAAAAUUUCUAGACAAAAUUAAUUUACUUUGCGAUGUUCCUGGGCACGAGUCAUUUGGUUUUUUAACUGAUCAGUGUGAUUUGACUGUAAUAUCAUGAGUCAUGAUACUGUCUGAAUCUGAUGUUUUUGUUUUUAUCAGCAAGUAUAACCUAAAAAACGUCUUUAUCAAACCGUGAAUACCCGACGUGAACACACCAUAAUCUGAAAUKAAGCAAUAAGAAUUAAUUCGGGCAUCAGAACAAUAGCACUAGAUUCUGCAAGAGCAAGUCAUAGGAGAAGAGCAAUGUCUUUCCCAUCAAUGAGGCGUAUUCCAUAUUUGCAAUGCAUUCGUUUUCKAGGCUUUUUUUUCAUUAAUUCUUGGUAGAGUCCUAGAAAGUGAUGUCCACCAUUAGCACAUUAUUACAGAACCCACAUCAUACCGUAUUUGAGUAGAGCACUGGAAUUCCCAAUGGUGUGGUGAGGGUUCAGUUCUUCAAGGAUUUGGAGCCAUAAGCUGUUGUUUCCCUCACCACUCUACAUAUACUAGUGAUGAAAUAAAUUGAAAAAGUCUCGUAAAAAAUUGAUAUUGAAUACCCUCAGUACAUUUUGGUMUCGCAUUGUGCAUUUUUCCGACAACCAUUUUCAACUGCGAUUCAACUCAUCAUAAGUAUCACGUGACCCUUGUUUGUAAUGUCCCAGUUAUUGUAAGAACAAAUUGACUUUAUGCUUUGUGCCUUUUUCAAAUCUAAAUCUAGUUUACUAGCGGUACUUGCAUUGGGAGUGUGUARUGUACAAUGAACGUCACGUACGCGCGGGCGGGAUGCGUUCCGUUACCUUCAGUGCAUUCUUGAAAUUUCUAAAGUCAAAAGCCGUCUAAAUUGUUCAUAUAUUUAACAUUUUAUUGCCUUAUAAUCCUCAAAUUGCAAUUGUUAUUGGUUAAAAGGAAAGUAAGUCGAGGAUUAGAGAUWAAUACCAGUAUAUUGUCGGGGACGCAUUAAUAGCAGGAAGGGUCCCCUAAUCUUGUUUAUUAUACAUUUAAUUAUACGCGCACCAAUCUUUUUAGUUGUACUAAAACGCCCCUUGUAAUUUUCUCUCUUUCAAUUACCAUAUAAACUGGGGGACGAAUUUAAAGAUCUCUUUUGCAUCAUCAACGAUCUACCGAUACAUUCAAUUGAAACUCGCGAGUCUCACUCAAGACAAUUCAGGUUGACGUGCAAAGGAGACUCUAGUAAUUGUGACUGAAGAAGACGUGAAACACCUUUACACGGAUCUUUUUUGCAAGACUGUAUUAAUUCAAAACAGACGCUAUCUGUAAGGAUACGCCUUGACGUGGUAAAUUAGAUUGAAAAACAGAGCCUGGAAGCAGCCAUUAGUUACAGCAAACGCCUGUGGUUGUACAAGAAUCGAAAGAGAUGUAUACCAACCAAACACAAAACAAUUCCGCGAUAAAUGCAGCCACCUCUGAAGGAGGUGAAUCAUUAACAUUCAAAAUCGUCAAGCUAUCGUUAUACGCGUUAAUAUUCAUCAUCAGUAUCAUCGGGAAUGCCUUAGUUUGUAUAGUCAUAGCGAGACGUCGUCGCAUGCGAACUGUAACAAACUAUUUUAUUUUAAACCUUGCCAUUGCAGACCUCGCAGUAACAUGCAUAUGCAUUCCUUUUGAUAUUCCAGUUCAGGAGAAUGGAUAUAUAUGGCCUUAUGGACCAUUUAUUUGCAAGAUACUUUGGCCUUUACAAACGAUGUGCUUAUUUGUAUCUAUUUUCACAUUAACCGCUGUAAGUUUGAACAGAUUUUGGGCGAUUGUGUAUCCAUUGCGAAGGCAGAUGACUAAAGGAAAUGCAACAGUCGUCAUCAUAUUGAUAUGGCUGCUUUCUCUCGUUUUAAGUACUCCCUACGUCAUGGUGCUUGGGAUUAAGGGGAAUUACUGCGAGGAAACAUGGCCAAACACUGGUCCAUACCGUAAAGCAUACACAUUAAGUAUCUUUGUAUUCCAAUAUCUACUUCCAUUGACUGUUAUUAGUGCGGUUUAUGUAAAAAUUGGAAUUGAACUUAGAAAAUGUAUCGGCCCGCACCAGACUAACGCGGCUCUCUACCGUGCACARCAAGAAGAUGCCACCAAAGUGGUCCGCAUGCUUAUCAUCGUAACUGUUUUAUUUGCGUUAUGUGUUCUUCCUAACAAUAUUAUGUGGAUUUGGCUAGACUUUGGUAAGGGCGAUUCCUACGAACACUUUUGGCACAUGGUCGCGGUUACAAACAUUAUUUUAUUUGCAAAUAGCGCAACGAAUCCUGUGGCAUAUACCAUAUGUCAUGAACGAUUUCGUGAAGAGUUUAAGCUGUACUUCACGUGCGAUAAGAGAAUCUUUUCCAAUAUGCAAACAUCGGUUUUUUCGCGAACAUUCAARAGUUUUCGCACAAGCAAUGGCAUGGAUAAGAGUACACCGUCCACUCCAGAUGAAAAUAUCAUGAUUUGCGCAAAAGAAACCGUAGUAUGAAAACACGAACAGCAAGACUAUUGCUUAAUACAKCACAUACUACGUGUAUAGUAUCAAAGCUAUCGGUAGUUAAAGACAUUAAAGCGAUGGGCAGGUAUUUWUCAGGAGCGUACGACACGCAAAUGGUGUCAACAAUACUUCAAUAAAUAUAUUUUAAAAAUUUAGGGAAAAUGUUCUCUAUGCGAGCGAAUUCUACAUUAGUAUCUUAGGAGACAACAGCAAGCAAAGGUUGUGAAUGUCAAUAWGUCAUAUUAUGACAGUAAAAUACUUAGUUCUAUUGAUGUAGUUCUAAUAUUGUGCACAUGCGACAGUUAUGUCGGAGAUUUAAUCUUUUAUAUUACUUCUAAUGCUGUGAGGUUUUAACGAUCAAUCAUCACGAAUAAGAUUUGCUGUAGAAGGUUCGCCUCAAAAGUGGACUCUUGACAUUCUUAAUAAGGUCAGACUGAAUGAACUUCGGCGUAAGAACAAUUGCUAUGUAAUCCGACUAUAAAAAAAACUCCCAGUGUUAAUUAAUUUCUGUGAAAAAGCAUYGUGAAGCCUAUACUAGUACAGUCCAACAUAGAUGUCGUCUCUGGCGGACAACUUAUCAAGUAAGGAAACAGGUGGACAUAUUUCUCAGACAGACAAUUUAAUCCAUCUUUUCUCGAUUGUUCACGUGGUUAGGUUGAUUUUUACUGUGAUUUUAUUAAACCUUUCAACCUCUCUUUAUAA